GAACUCAGAGGGAGUAGUAGUAGUAGUAUCAUCUACUCCGAAAUUACUGGAUUUGGUAAAUUGAAAGCUGACGAAUUAAUACAGUGAUUGGCGAAGUCAUCUGUGGAGCUGUUUCGCGGAAGCUUCGUCGUCAUCUACUUUUCUUAUCUGAGCUCUUCUUUACCUACUUUCCGGCGUGUUAACGGCGGGCAUCUCAGCAAAAACAAAACAGAUCCUUGGUUCUGCUAUUCUCUCUCCACACACACAGUAGCAAAAUGAUACAGGAUACACACAAGUAGUUAGUUGUCUUUGGCUUUUACUCUUAUCGUACUCGAAUCCAAAAGCUUGAAUCAGUUAAAAAGGAGAAUCAGCAAUUUUCAAUUUUCAUUCCGUCUGAGUGUGACACGAUUGGUUAAGCUCAACUACAACAAAUUUACCCGGAGAAGGCCAUACUGUAAUCGGAUGGGUUGUUGAUACAGAAGUGUUACGAUGGGAUCUGGAGGAGUUAGCCUUGAUCUCGAAUCUGAUGAGAUCCCCCUGAGCUCAUCUCAUAGAAUAAGUAAAAAUGAAACUUUGCAUUAUGAAGCGCCUCAUAAUCAUAUUCCAUCGACCAGAGCCUUUUCAUCUUCAAGAUUUUUGAGAACAAUGCAUCAGAGUACUGCUCUCAGAAGUAUUUACAUCAUUCUAAUAAAAGCAAAGAUCAAUGUGUUGCUUCCUUUUGGCCCGCUAGCAAUAUUGUUGCACUAUGUCACUGGGAAGCAUGCCUGGGUCUUUUUUUUCAGCUUAUUGGGCAUUACACCAUUAGCCGAGCGGCUAGGAUAUGCUACAGAGCAGCUGUCAUUUUAUACCGGGCCAACAGUUGGUGGCCUUCUAAAUGCUACUUUUGGCAAUGCUACUGAAAUGAUAAUAUCAAUAUAUGCGUUGAAGAAUGAUAUGAUAAGGGUUGUUAAACAAUCAUUGCUGGGUUCCAUUUUAUCAAAUAUGCUGUUAGUUCUUGGGUGUGCCUUCUUCUGCGGUGGGAUUAGGCAUUACAAAAAAGUCCAGGUUUUUGACAAGGCAAGUGCUAUUGUAAGUUCUGGGUUAUUGUUGAUGGCAGUGAUGGGCUUAUUGUUUCCAGCAGUGCUUCACUUCACUCACACGGAGGUCCACUUUGGAAAGUCAGAGCUAGCUCUUUCUAGAUUCAGCAGCUGUGUAAUGCUAUUGGCAUAUGCUAGCUAUCUAUUUUUUCAGCUCAAGAGUGAGAGAAAUUUGUACAGUUCCACUAAUGAGGAGGGAGAAUCUAAUUCUGAAGGAUCUGAGGAAGAAGAAGCCCCUGAGAUCACACAGUGGGAAGCCAUUGGCUGGCUUGCUAUUUUGACUAUAUGGAUUUCUGUAUUAUCUGGUUAUCUUGUUGAUGCUAUCGAGGGAGCAUCUGCCUCAAUGAAUAUGCCUGUCGCUUUUAUAAGUGUGAUCUUGCUUCCAAUUGUGGGGAAUGCUGCAGAGCAUGCAAGUGCAAUCAUGUUUGCAAUGAAAGACAAGCUGGAUAUAACACUUGGAGUAGCAAUUGGGUCAUCCACUCAGAUAUCAAUGUUUGUGAUUCCAUUCUGCGUAGUUGUGGGAUGGUUCAUGGGGAAGCCUAUGGACUUGAACUUCCAACUCUUUGAGACUGCAACACUAUUUAUUACAGUGCUAGUGGUAGCAUUUAUGCUGCAGGAAGGGACAUCAAACUACUUUAAAGGGUUGAUGCUUAUACUAUGCUACCUCAUUGUUGCUGCAAGCUUCUUUGUACAUGUUGAUCUUCCAUAUGGUGCAGAUUAAUGUUGAUGCCUACAAAGCAGCACUUUUUCUUUAUACAUAAAGAGAUGUAACCUCUGGACAAGGAAGUGGCCGUUUGAAAAGCUUAUUUAUCAUACACACACCUGAGGCUCUUCAAACAUAUACACUUUCUGGCAUUGUGUCAUAUAUGUGUGUAUGUAUAUAUGUAUGCAUGCAUGCAUGUAUAAUGCAAAUCCUAAUUAUCAAUGUAAGAGAGCACUCAUGGUCUUUUACUAGAAGAAAAUAGGAACAGACAUACAGCGGACAUUGUCCUGGCAAAGGGGCGGUGGCUAUGUUACAUUGAAAUACUAUUUUUCAUAGUCAGGCAUCGAAAGUGUAAUCUUUUUUGUCUUUUCAUAGAAUUUGAGUAUCCAUUGUUCAUAUCAUCUGCGGUAAUGUGUUUCUCCCUUCUGCCAUCUCUCUUUAUUUUAUGGUUGAAUACGAAUAGUAGUAAUAAUAAUGUUUUGGAAGGCUAUACGAAGAAGAUAUGUCAUAUGGCAAUUUGAAAUC
Cuscuta europaea is the source of this 2283-nucleotide messenger RNA. NCBI's taxonomy places the organism in Eukaryota, Viridiplantae, Streptophyta, Magnoliopsida, Solanales, Convolvulaceae. The record is from the annotation of a GenBank genome assembly.